This is a messenger RNA of Cyprinus carpio (common carp), 1475 nucleotides long. Its product is annotated as serine/threonine-protein phosphatase PP1-gamma catalytic subunit B-like. NCBI's taxonomy places the organism in Eukaryota, Metazoa, Chordata, Actinopteri, Cypriniformes, Cyprinidae. The record is from RefSeq and is a predicted model, not a curated record. Gene Ontology annotation, cellular component: nucleus; cytoplasm. Gene Ontology annotation, molecular function: protein serine/threonine phosphatase activity.
GUGUUGUAUCCAUCCGCGCGCGCCGGUCGUUUUCCUUCAGCCAAGUAUGAAUACCGCUGUUUCUGAUCGCGUGUAUCCUUCCGCAGAGCCGGUGUGCCUCCGCCGCAGCACGCACAUCUGACGGCCCGCUCUUAACCAGUCAUGGCUGACAUCGACAAACUCAACAUAGACAGCAUCAUUCAGCGCCUGCUCGAGGUGAGAGGCUCGAAGCCUGGCAAGAACGUUCAGCUGCAGGAGAACGAGAUCCGUGGAUUGUGUCUGAAAUCCCGCGAGAUCUUCCUCAGCCAGCCCAUCCUCCUGGAGCUGGAAGCGCCGCUGAAGGUCUGCGGCGAUAUCCACGGGCAGUACUACGACCUGCUCAGGCUCUUCGAGUACGGAGGAUACCCCCCGGAGAGCAACUACCUGUUCCUGGGAGACUAUGUGGACCGAGGGAAGCAGUCUCUGGAGACCAUCUGUCUCCUGCUGGCCUACAAGAUCAAAUACCCGGAGAACUUCUUCCUGUUGAGGGGGAACCAUGAGUGUGCCUCCAUCAACCGCAUCUACGGCUUCUACGAUGAGUGCAGGAGACGCUACAACAUCAAGCUCUGGAAGACGUUCACGGACUGCUUCAACUGUCUGCCCAUCGCCGCCAUCGUGGAUGAGAAGAUCUUCUGCUGUCAUGGAGGUUUGUCUCCGGAUCUGCAGUCCAUGGAGCAGAUCAGAAGGAUCAUGAGACCCACGGAUGUCCCGGACCAGGGCCUCCUGUGUGACCUGCUGUGGUCCGACCCGGACAAGGACGUGCUGGGAUGGGGCGAGAACGACCGAGGCGUGUCCUUCACCUUCGGAGCGGAAGUGGUGGCCAAGUUCCUUCACAAACACGACCUGGAUCUGAUCUGCAGGGCUCACCAGGUGGUGGAGGACGGAUACGAGUUCUUCGCUAAGCGGCAGCUGGUGACCCUGUUCUCCGCACCGAACUACUGCGGAGAGUUUGAUAACGCUGGAGCCAUGAUGAGCGUCGACGAGACCCUCAUGUGCUCCUUCCAGAUUCUGAAGCCAGCCGAGAAGAAGAAACCAAACUCCAGUCGUCCAGUGACUCCGCCCAGGAACACGGUCCCCAAACAGGCCAAGAAAUGAUUCCCGCGGGGCCCGGCUGGACUUGUAUCAUACGCUCUUCAUGUGUCACGGAUCAGGAGUGGCUCUGCGCCGGCUGCACCAUCCACUGCGUCUUUAUCUCGAUUCUUCACGUUGUUUUUCCUCGUUUAUUGUCCCGAGCGGCCGCUCGCAUAUUAGAGGGGAGCGUUUUAAUUUGGUUUGAUUUCAGAGGCAAACAGCCUUUUAUUCCCACUUCAGGACGACGUAUCAGUUUGACACGAGCUCCGCUCCCCGUAACCACGGCAACCUCGCGUAUAAACACAAGGCGGAACGCGGCGUCUGGAUUUUUAAAGCGACACGUUUAAGAUGAUUUGUGCUCCCGAUCUCUCGUUCGAACCACUGUG